This is a messenger RNA of Cuscuta campestris, 1716 nucleotides long. NCBI's taxonomy places the organism in Eukaryota, Viridiplantae, Streptophyta, Magnoliopsida, Solanales, Convolvulaceae. The record is from the annotation of a GenBank genome assembly.
CCUUCGUCUCUCUCGACAAAACCCUAACUGCGUCACCCUCCUUUUCGGCCGAAACCCUAGUUCCGCCACAACAGCAGCGCCGCCCAUCUCCGGCAGCAACGCAGCUCCCGUCCCGCAGUCUCUCUCUCUGCAGACGCAGCCCCCUCUCUCUCUUUCAUCGGCAGCAGUUCCUUGAAGCAGUUCACUCUCCUCCGGCAACGCCAUGUCCGAGAAAACCCCCGUCACCGGCGCGGCAACCUCCUCCCCGACUCCCCACUUGGCUUUCACCGCUAUCUCCAACGUAAAGCUACACGUUCUGAUUCUUCUCAGCUUUUCCGCGCCAAACUACAAGAAGUGGAGCCGGCUUUUCCUCCUCCUCAUCCGCCGAUUCUCUUUGGGCGGGUUUCUCACCGGCAAAUCGUCACCGUCGAGUGAUGAUGAUGACGAAUGGUUCCAACUUGACGCCCUCAUUCAAGGAUGGAUCUUAUCUACAGUGAAUGAUGAGGUGUGUGAUCUUGUCCUUUCCACUACCAAAUCGGCCUCGGAAUUAUGGAAGUCCAUCUACAAUCUCUUUCACGACAAUAAAGCGGCCCGGGCAAUGCAGCUUGAACACCAAUUCCACACCACCACGAAGGGAUCUCUCUCUAUGGCCACCUAUUGCCAAACUCUUCGUAACCUAGCGGAUUGGUUGGAUGAUGUGGAUGCCACCGUGUCUGAACAGCAGCUCGUUCUCCAAGUUCUCCGUGGAUUACCGGAUGAUCUUCGUGGUCAAACGUCCUUCCUCCAAUAUCAAAUGCCGCCCCCAACUUUUCUCCAAACCCGGUCGGCCCUCCUCCUCCUUGAACAACAACGGGCAGACCUGGGGACUGGCGGGGCUGUGGGGGACAGUGGCACGGCUCUAUACGCCGGCAGUAGUGGCUCCGGCAGUGGCGACUCACGGCGGUCCGGCAGCAUUGGUGGAGGCCGGGCAGAUUCCAGCGGCAGGAGCAGUCCUGGACAGUCACAACACAACCGGCAACGCGGGGGACAGCAGAGGGGUCGUGGUCGCGGCCGAAGCUUCGGGUCAAAUGCACGGCACACCCACGAGCAGAUUACCGGACAGUUCACCAACCCAAACCCUAACCCGGGUCUCCUCGGCCCUCGCCCGAAUCCACACCCGUACCCACAGGCCUACUUCUCUACACCUUACCCGCACACCAGUGCACUCUACCCGUACCCCAGCCCCUACCCGACAGCCCCCCUCUACCCGCCAUCCUCACCCACAACCACCUCAGCUGGUGCCAACCCCAUCACACCCACCGCCCUCACCCAUAAUUUUGACACCUUGAGUCUCCGCGAUCCACAAUGGUACAUGGACACCGGCGCCACACAUCAUAUUGCCUCGGACCCAGGAUAUGCUGACGGGAACCGUGAUUCAUCGGUCCAAUAAUGCGGGUCCACUCUACCAAAUGAGCCUACCAGCCGCCACCCAUGCCCAAGCCCAAGCCCACGUUGCCAGUGAAAGUCCAGAGCUCUGGCAUCGUCGACUUGGUCACCCGAGUUUGGCCGUUCUCCGUGGAGUCCCUUGUCUUGCGUCUGCUAUUUCUUUUAAACAUUUACAAAAUUCAAUCUGUCAUGCUUGUCAGUUGGGAAAACAUGUUCGUCUCCCGUUUGAGUCAUCGAGUCGUAUUUCUACUUUUCCUUUUCAGCUUUUACAUACUGAUCUGUGGCAAUCGCCUGUUACUAGUGUUACUGGUU